Molecule: messenger RNA, 1223 nt
Organism: Ornithorhynchus anatinus (platypus)
Lineage: Eukaryota; Metazoa; Chordata; Mammalia; Monotremata; Ornithorhynchidae
Gene: DERL3
Product: derlin 3
Biological process (GO): endoplasmic reticulum unfolded protein response
Cellular component (GO): Hrd1p ubiquitin ligase ERAD-L complex; endoplasmic reticulum membrane
Molecular function (GO): misfolded protein binding; ubiquitin-specific protease binding
Source: RefSeq, a predicted model, not a curated record
GCCGAGGCGGCUGCCGGGGCCGGGGCCCCGCUGGCGGUCGUUGGUUCGUUGGUUCGUUGGUUCGGUCCGCUGGUCCGCCCGUCACUCGACCUGUCCGCCCGUCACUCGGCCUGUCCGCCCGUCAGUGGGUGCUUGAGGCGUGGGGGCGGGCGCCAUGGCGCAGCAGGGCCUGGCGGCCGAGUACCUGCAGGUGCCGGCGGUGACGCGCGCCUACACACGAACCGGGCCUUGCGCUGCAUCACCACCCCAGCUGGAGUUCAUCACCCCAUUUCAGCUCUACUUCAACCCCGACCUCAUCUUCAGGAAGUUCCAGGUUUGGAGGCUCAUCACCAACUUCCUCUUUUUCGGACCCCUGGGAUUCAGUUUCUUUCUUAACAUGAUCUUUCUGUUCAGAUACUGCCGGAUGCUGGAGGAGGGGUCUUUCCGCGGAAGGACCGCGGACUUUGUCUUCAUGUUCCUCUUCGGGGGCUUCCUCAUGACGCUGUUCGGGCUCCUGGCCAGCCUGUUCUUCCUGGGCCAGGCCUUCACCAUCAUGCUGGUCUACGUCUGGAGCCGGCGCAACCCCUACAUCCGCAUGAACUUCUUCGGGCUCCUCAACUUCCAGGCCCCCUUCCUGCCCUGGGUCCUCAUGGGCUUCUCCUUGUUGCUGGGCAACUCCAUCAUCAUUGACCUGCUGGGGAUCGCCGUGGGCCACAUCUACUACUUCCUCGAAGAUGUCUUCCCCAACCAGCCGGGGGGAAAGAAGCUGCUGCUGACGCCAGGAUUCCUGAAGCUACUCUUCGACACGCCGGAAGACGACCCGAACUACAAUCCCCUCCCCGAGGACGGGCCGGAGCCCGGCCCCGCCCAGCGACCCCCGCGGCAGUGAGGCGGCGGUCCCCCCGCUUCCGACCUCGCCCCCGCUCUUCCCUUCCCGUGCCCCGGGCGCCCCCGGACCUUCACGACCCACUCGCCGGGGGCCCGGCCGGCUCCCGGCCGCGGAGGUGGGACCCCGCACCCAGGUGGACGGCGACGGGGCAGGGGGUCCUCCCGCCCUCCGGGCGGCCGACCCCGGAAGGCUCCCUUUCCCACCUCCCCGGCGGCGGAGCUCCCGCGUCUCCACCCGCCUGCCCCGGCCCAGGACGGACCGACGGCCGCCUCGCGCUCACCUAGGUGUGAGGGAGGCCGGGCCCGCCGGGGCCCGAGACACACACAAUCACCGAAUAAAAAAGAUGGAGAACGAA